AUGUCUUCUGCUGCCAAGUUGACAUUGGCAGCCACGACAGUAGGCACCAUAGGCAUCGUGCUUCUCGUGCAUCGCCAGCAAAAGCUGGAUCAAGCAGCCAUGCACGCAGGUGUGAUCCGCGAUAUGGAGCAACAACGCAUCAAACAGGAGCGACGAGCGGACUUUGAGAUGCAGAGGCAAUUGGAAGAGCAAUACUUGAAGUUGCAGAAAGUCAGCGACAGCACAGAUGGACAAGUCAAAGCCAAAUGA
Molecule: messenger RNA, 249 nt
Organism: Fulvia fulva
Lineage: Eukaryota; Fungi; Ascomycota; Dothideomycetes; Mycosphaerellales; Mycosphaerellaceae
Exons: 2
Coding region: 1-249 (82 amino acids)
Biological process (GO): mitochondrial respiratory chain complex IV assembly
Cellular component (GO): mitochondrion
Source: RefSeq, a predicted model, not a curated record